ACACAGGCUGCGCCAGUGUCUCCUACGGCCGGGUUGCAGAAGCCGGAGCCGCCAUGUUGGCUCCCUGCCUGCUGGUUUCCGCGUGUCUGGUGCGGCUGCUCAGCGCCCAGGAACCUGAAAAUCCUCAGCGAAUCACAGAAAGUCAUGAAGGUAUUCUCCCUGUGGUGGCAAACUUCACCCCAGUGGACGUUGCUGUCUACUACGAAACUUUGUGCUCAGAUUCACGUAACUUUAUCAUCCAGCAGCUACUUCCAUCUUACUUAAAAGGACCUCAGCUGCUCAACAUUACUCUGAUUCCUUACGGAAAAGCACAGACUUGGCUGACACCAUGGGGUUAUGUGUUUACCUGCCAGCAUGGACCGACUGAAUGUCAAGGAAACAAGAUCCACGCAUGUGCAGCUGUGAUAGUUCAGGACAAAGAGCAGCAGCUUAGGUUUGUGGAGUGUAUGAUCAGAAAUGACACAGUCCCAGAGGCAGCUGGACAAGAAUGUGCCAGUAAGCUCAACAUUACAUGGAGACCAAUCCUGCAGUGUUCUAGAGGACUGGAAGGAACAGGGCUGCUGAAAAGAUGUGGAGAUGCUACCCAUUCAUUGGAUCCUAGUUUAACAUUCGUACCAACAGUGACAUUAAAUGGGAGCCAAGGUAACCAGACUGCCAUACUUAAUGAUUUUUGGAGGGAAGUCUGUGCAAUUUUUCCAGAACCCAAGCCAACAGAGUGUACAAAUGGAAGGGCGAGUACUGAUGCAGUGAGGUGAAUAAGAAGCAACAUGCAGUUAACUGACAUGUGACACUGUAUCGACACUCCAGUGGAAACAGAGAAGACCCUUCUCUGCAGUCUGCAGUGACGGCUGAGAGCAUUGGGAACUGAGGUUUGAAAUUGUAGAGCUAAGUAUUGUUCUGAUGGACAGAAAAAUGGAAAAAUAAAAAGUUUUGUAAGAUAUAAUACCAGACCCACAAAGAGAACUAUCCGAUAAUAAAAUAAUCAAAAUA
Schistocerca nitens (vagrant locust) is the source of this 990-nucleotide messenger RNA. Its product is annotated as gamma-interferon-inducible lysosomal thiol reductase-like. The coding region runs from base 54 to 755 and encodes 233 amino acids. Gene Ontology annotation, molecular function: oxidoreductase activity, acting on a sulfur group of donors, disulfide as acceptor. The record is from RefSeq and is a predicted model, not a curated record. The transcript has 6 exons. NCBI's taxonomy places the organism in Eukaryota, Metazoa, Arthropoda, Insecta, Orthoptera, Acrididae.